Diabrotica virgifera virgifera (western corn rootworm) is the source of this 925-nucleotide messenger RNA. It is a transcript of the gene bai, whose product is annotated as transmembrane emp24 domain-containing protein bai. Gene Ontology annotation, biological process: endoplasmic reticulum to Golgi vesicle-mediated transport; intracellular protein transport; Golgi organization. The transcript has 5 exons. The record is from RefSeq and is a predicted model, not a curated record. The coding region runs from base 128 to 745 and encodes 205 amino acids. NCBI's taxonomy places the organism in Eukaryota, Metazoa, Arthropoda, Insecta, Coleoptera, Chrysomelidae. Gene Ontology annotation, cellular component: endoplasmic reticulum-Golgi intermediate compartment; COPII-coated ER to Golgi transport vesicle; Golgi apparatus.
UGACAUUGACAAGUUGGCAAAGUAAAAGUCGAGAUGGCCACCUCAUCCUAACGUCUAAACAGACUGGUUGCAAUAAUAAUUUAGAAUUGUUAGUAUACCGUGAAAUUCAUUUGAAUAAUUUGAUAAGAUGGAUUUCAGUCAUUGCUUCCUUGUUUUCAUUAGUCUCAUAGUUUGUACGAACUGUAUUAUGUGGAAUUUAAAGCCAAAUAGUCGAAAAUGUUUACGGGAGGAACUCCAACAAAAUAUACCUGUAGUCGGGGAAUUUGAUGUCUCAGAAGCCCCUGGACAAACAGUCAAUUACGUUGUAACAGAUUCGAAGGGUCAUAUAUUGGCGAAAAGAGAAGCAAUUUCCAAAGGCAAAUUUUCUUUUAACACGGAGAGUUUUGAUACCUACGAAAUCUGCUUCAUAUCACAAGUUGCUCCACAUAUAGCUGGUGUAACUCAAGAAGUUUCCUUAAUUACCAAACAUGGUAUAGAAACGAAAAAUUAUGACACUUAUGGCGAAGCUGCCCAACUUAAACCAAUUGAGAAAGAAUUGAAAAGAUUGGAAGAUCUAUCUGAUGCCAUUGUCCAAGAUUUCGCCAUUAUGAGAAAACGGGAAGAAGAAAUGAGAGAUACAAACGAAUCUACAAACAGUCGUGUACUAUACUUCUCGAUAUUUUCUUUGUGCUGUCUGAUGGGAUUGGCCACAUGGCAAGUUCUGUACUUAAGGACUUACUUCAAGGCGAAGAAGCUCAUCGAAUAACGAGAAGGAAGUGGUAUCUACUACCUAGAUUUAUUUUUGUAAAAAGAACUGUCACAAUUACUGUAAAAACAUUGCGAAGAUUUUGUGUUAUUUAUUUGUACAUCUUGGUCUGUUUUGUACUAAAUAAGUUGUUAAUAAAAGUUCAAAACCUCAAAGGUUUUAUUCACACUGUUUUUUUAA